AUGACAAGGAAAGAUUGGGUCAAAAAUUUACAAGAAAAAACCGGUCUCGUUCUUCCGAUUGGACGUAUUAAUCAUCAUCUUGCUAAAGGUCCUCACCAGCCUUCAUCCGACAAGAAGCUAAAGCUAAGGAUUCCGACGGCUACUCCUAUUUACGUUACUGCCGUCCUUGAAUACUUAGUAUCCGAAAUCUUGGAAUUAUCUGGAGAAUUCGCUCAAUCUGAAAAGAUACCAAGAAUUUUACCCCGUCAUCUUAUAUUAGUUAUGCAAAAUGAUGAAGAAUUGAAAAAUUUAUUUGCUUCUCUUUCGCCACAUCGUAAUCAAAAAACGGAAGGGGUUGCGGCCGUAGAGUUUGGAUCAUUAGAUGACCAUUCAGAGGAGAACAUGACAACUGAUGCAACGACCAUAAAACUUGAAGAUAUUCCAGAAAUCUCGGAAGAUAACAAGACAACAACUGAUGCGACGACCAUAAAAGUUGAAUCAUUGGUUAACAUAAAGCUUGAAAAUAUUCCAGAAAUAAACUAUCAUCAUUCAUUAUGA
Ambispora gerdemannii is the source of this 537-nucleotide messenger RNA. Lineage: Eukaryota; Fungi; Glomeromycota; Glomeromycetes; Archaeosporales; Ambisporaceae. The record is from the annotation of a GenBank genome assembly.